This is a messenger RNA of Trypanosoma theileri, 303 nucleotides long. RefSeq lists its product as uncharacterized. The transcript has a single exon. The annotation marks the transcript as partial. The record is from RefSeq and is a predicted model, not a curated record. NCBI's taxonomy places the organism in Eukaryota, Euglenozoa, Kinetoplastea, Trypanosomatida, Trypanosomatidae.
AUGACUCUUUCCACUCACCUUGAUGGUGGUGCUGUUAGUCUGCCAGGAGUUGGUGUUGGUCCUGCAUCCAAUAAGGGUGAGAAACGUCCUAUCGUAGCGAAGAGUAAUCCCCAUCAAGUUAAUGAGAGUGAGAAGGAUAAGAAACUAAAGGGCCCGAAAGGAGAAUUGAAUGACAGAUUACAAGGUCAUAACCAUGGGAAUGAAAAUCAAGAGGAAACUGUCGUAUCUCCCCCACUUCCUUUACAAGGUGUCAGUAUCAAUCAGCCUAGUCAGUUGACAGAGCAAGCAGAAGGUACGCAGAAG